AUGACUACACCCUCCAAAUUCAGCACAUGCGGCAACUGGUCGAUCGUUCACAACGAACAAAAUGAGAAGGACGACAAAUCAGCCGAGGACAGGCGAACCCUUGCCCGGACGUGGUCCGUACCAAAGUCCAUGUGUAUUCUGUCCGACACAAAGACAGAGAUGCCAUCUGUACCCGAACUCCUUCCUUCGAAGCUAAGGCUGCCCCAUCUAGGAAGCGAGACGGCCGAACGUGUUUUCCCCAUUCGCUCAGUGGUUUCGUUCGACUCAAAUCCCUCGUCAGCGUUACAUACACCUUCGCUGGAUAAGUUGGAAAGCCCCAUAUCACCAUUCUCCGACGCUUUCUGGACCAGCACUACCGACGAUCAAAAAGGGACCGCACAGACAGCCAGCUCCCGGGAGAAAGACACCGAUCACGGCCCAGUUGCCUCCAAAAGACCGGACUAUUUGUCUCGUAUGCAUCAGAAAAAGACUAGUCUGGAGAGUACUCUCUCGGAACUUGCCAAAGGCUCAACGCCCGGCUCUCCUUCCUUUCCCCAGAUCGGAACCCUCGCAUCUCCAUGUGGGCAACAUUCGGUCUGCAAUCGCAGUCCUGGUGACAUUAUCAGCCUAUCGACACAACUCCAGCAGACCAUUCGCAAAGGAGGAAAUAUCUUGGCUACUCAUGAGCACAUGAAUUGGGUUCUUCACUCACGAGAAGAUGAUAGAGCCGUUACCAUACAGCCGUCCGGGACCCUACUAGUGGUAUCAGGAUCUGGUGGUAAUCUGAACGUCCAAAUUGUGAGCAGCAACUCCAGAGAUAUUAUGGGUUACUCUACGGAUGAACUAUUCAAGCUCGAAUCAUUUUGCAAUAUUAUGUUUUCUUCACAGAAGAACACUUUCCUGGACCAUGCCAGGUUCGUUCUGAGUGACGACUACGAUGUCGAAAGGCUUGGUGCUGAGGUCUUUUGUCUUUCUAUCAUCACCCCGGAAGGCGGUACUCGGAACUUGUGGUGUACCAUGCACACGAGCAAAGCAUUUCAAGACUAUGUCAUUUGUGAGCUGGAGCCAGAUGUUCCAGUAGACAGGGAGGGAAACUUGGAAACAAAGGAUACACAACCAAUGUCCGAGUCUUCGGACAAUGUGUUCAGCAAGACCGAAUCGCUUACGACUUUGCCAAAUUUAGGUGACGGCGAGGUUGUACAAUCUACAGAACUUCUAAACACCCUUCCCAGAAUCUUUCAACGGAUGGCGAGUGCACAGACAUUAGAAUCGCUGGUUCAUCACAUCAUCUUUGCCCUCCAGCAGCUGACAAAAUUCCACCGAGUGACGAUGUACCAUUUUGACGCAGAUCGAAAUGGCAUCGUUGUGGCCGAAGCAGUCGACCCAUCCUUGAACUUGGCCUCCUACGAAGGUAUUCAUUUCCCCGAAUCGACUUUUCCAGAUAAUAUGAAAAAAUCAUAUCUGCGUAACACCGUAUGUUUCUCAUAUUGCAAUGCAACAGAUCCAGCGGAGCUGGUAUUCCGGACAUCGACGAACAAGACCGCGUUGGACAUGAAACACACCUAUCUCUCCACCGCCUCUGCACCCUCCAAGCACCUUGCAGGCACUCCUACCUAUGCCUGCUUAUCCAUUAAUAUUAGUGUUUUCGGCAAGUUAUGGGGCUUGAUAUCCUGUCAGUCCUACGACGCGAGCCAAAAACUCCACCCACUCGUCCAAAAGACAUGCUGGUCCAUUGCUGAAGCUGUUUCGAGCAACAUUGAGCGUCUCUCAUACACUCUUCCAUUUCCAAUGCCAGAUCAAACCGUUGUCUCUUCAGACAGUGAUUUGUCACACAUCAGUGCCCCAUCCGGCGAUCUACUUGGUCUUUUUGGCGCCGACUACGCCGCUGCGUCUAUAAUGGCCGAAACCAAGAUUCUUGGCAAACCGCCGGACUCUCAAGAGGUUCUUGUUCUGAUUGAAUAUUUGAGAGCCAAGCAGCUGGAUACGGUCUUGUGGUCCACUGAUAUCACAGUGGACUUUCAAGACCUGAGUUACUCGCCGGGCUUCCAUCAUCUUGCUGGCUUACUCUAUAUACCGCUGUCUGCUGACGGGACCGACUUCAUCAUAUUCUUCCGAGCCAACUCAGCCGGCGGUCGACAUAUGAGUGAGCAUGACAGAAAAACAACUGUCAAAGUAUCCGAGAAAUCAAUUGAAUGGUCUGCCGCAGAGUUCGGGAAAGCAUCCAUGCUGUCCCUGCUUUAUAGGACAUUCACGGAGAUAUGGCAAGAAAAAGAGGCAGCGAUGCAGAACAACCAGCUCAUGAGACUCCUCCUGGCAAACUCUGCACAUGAAUUUCGAACCCCCCUAAAUGCCACAAUCAACUACCUGGAAAUUGUACUGGACGGAUCUCUCAACCAAGAAACAAGAGAGAAUCUCUCGCGCUCCCACUCCGCGUCCAAGUCCCUCAUAUACAUCAUCAACGACCUGCUGGAUCUGACCAAUGCCGAGAACGGCCGGAGUCUCAUUGAAAAUGAGGUCUUCGACCUCACUAAGACCCUGUCUGAGGCAACGGAUAUCUUUUGGGAAGAAGCGAUGCAGAAACACGUGGAUCUUCAGGUGGUUCAACACUCUUCCCUACCUCCAGUGCUGGGCGACCAACGACGUGUCCGCCAAGUAAUCACCAACUUGAUCAGCAACGCCAUCCAACAUACAUCUACGGGAGCUGUCACAAUUGAGUCUUGUGUACUCUCAGAUUGUGGUGAGCCGGGACAUAUUGCCAUUGAGGUGGCUAUCCACGAUACGGGUUCUGGCAUGUCUCGGGACACCGUGGAGGCACUCUUUUGUGAGCUUGAGCAGGUCUCAAACAAGGGCUAUAUCCAGAGCCCUAACAUUGUCGGUAAUUCCUCCGCUGACUUGUCUUCGGAGUCGAAAUCUGUUCUUGGGCUGGGCCUGGCGCUGGUUGCUAGGAUUGUUCGGAACAUGGAUGGACAGCUUAGCGUGAAGUCAGAAUACGGGAAAGGAAGCUGCUUCAAAGUUAGGCUGAAGUUUCAGGUGUCUUCUGUGGAGGAAAUCCCGGCUGCUCCAAAUGCUUCUUCCAGUGCGGGUACAUUAUCUCGUUCAAAAAGCGAGCACACAGCCAAACCAGGAACAGAUGAACCAUUCUCCAGGGACAAUAUUCAGACGAUCGACAAGCCCAACCAGGAAUCGGACGGUGUCCCAUGCUUCUGUGGUGAAAGUAAUGAGCAAGCUAGCCGUCUCCACGACAAAGACAAGCCCUUCCUGAACGUUGAUAUCUCCUUGGAGUCUGGCGUAUCCACACAGAAAUCUGUGCCAACGUCGGAAACGACCAAGCUGCCAACCCCAGAACCAAACGAGACAACACCAGAAACAUGGCUGAAAUUAUCCUCAUCGCCUGAGCAAGAUAGCCCCUCCGAACUCAAUUUAAAAGAGACUCAACCUCCCGUCAAAGAGGUUCCAGCUGGACAAGCCAAGCCUGCAACAUCGGCAAAAACAACAACAGACGCACCUAAACCCGCUACAUCCCCCGAACCAAACACUGCACAAUGCAAGCUGCACGUUCUAGUCGCGGAAGAUGACCCGAUCAACAGUAUCAUUGUCCGGAAGAGACUUGAGAAAUUCGGACAUUCAGUGCGCAUGACAGGGAACGGCAAGGAAUGCGCCUCUGUUUAUCGAGAGAGUCCUGAUUCGUUUGAUGCAGUGUUGAUGGAUCUACAAAUGCCGAUCGUCGACGGCGUAGGCUCUACGAGAAUGAUUCGUCAGAACGAGGAGCAAAUGCAAGCAAAUACAGAUCACGCUCGAACACCCGUGUUUGCUGUCUCCGCAUCUUUGGUGGAGAAGGACUGGCAAAGCUAUGUUGAUUCCGGAUUCGAUGGCUGGAUCAUGAAACCAAUUGAUUUCCAGCGCGCCAAUGUGCUGCUUGGCGGAGUUAGGUGUGAUGCAGCUCGCGAUUCUUGUAUCUAUCAAGCUGGGCUGUGGGAACAGGGCGGCUGGUUCCAUCGGUCACCUUCAUGGACUGCAGAUAAGGUGGUUGACGAACCACUAAACGGGUGA
This is a messenger RNA of Penicillium lagena, 4029 nucleotides long. Its product is annotated as hybrid sensor histidine kinase/response regulator. The coding region runs from base 1 to 4029 and encodes 1342 amino acids. The record is from RefSeq and is a predicted model, not a curated record. Lineage: Eukaryota; Fungi; Ascomycota; Eurotiomycetes; Eurotiales; Aspergillaceae. Gene Ontology annotation, molecular function: histidine phosphotransfer kinase activity; phosphorelay sensor kinase activity. Gene Ontology annotation, biological process: protein autophosphorylation; phosphorelay signal transduction system. The transcript has 2 exons.